GUUCAACCAACUGAGCCAUCCAGGCACCCCUAACCAAUCAUCUUUUAACUGAAUUCGUGUUUAAUAAUUACAGGUACCAUGCUCCCCCCUUCCUCCUGUCUGGCAGCAGCAGGGAUGGUGCAGGGGCUGGGGCAGGAGCCCCCAGAACUAGUCCUAUUUUAACGUACAGUUUUGUUCUAUAUAACCUGGAAGUCUAGAUCCAACCUUAUAAAUGGAUUUAUAUUUAAUAACAAAAACUACACCUAUUUUUGCCAAUCUAGUGUUAAAACAGUAUAACCAAGUGCUCAUCUUCUGAUACACACUAAAGUCUUACUUUAAAAAAUCUUACCCAUCCUUUAAGGCUUAAUUCAAGUCCUGACCCCUCUGACAUUUUCUGCACUUGUAAUAAGUACCCUGCAUUAAUCUUCCCUGCUCUAAACUCCCAUGGUCUUCAUACUUCAGUUUGGCCAUUAAUCUAGAGGAUCUUAUUUGUUAUUUAGUCGUUUUGUGUAUCUGUUUCUUUUUUAAUUUUUUAUUUUUUUUUUAACGUUUAUUUAUUUUUGAGACAGAGAGAGAGAGAGAGCAUGAAUGGGGGAGGGUCAGAGAGAGGGAGACACAGAAUCCGAAACAGGCUCCAGGCUCUGAGCUGUCAGCACAGAGCCCCACGCAGGGCUUGAACUCACGGACUGCGAGAUCAUGACCUGAGCCGAAGUCAGCCACCCAACCGACUGAGCCACCCAGGCACCCCUGUGUAUCUGUUUCUUAACUGACCAAUGAAAUGAGAUACUUUCUAGUUGGGAGCAAUCAUGCAGAAACAAAAUAUCGUGUUUUGAAGAUUGAUAGAACAGAACCGAAAGAUUUGGUCAUAAUUGAUGAUAGGAUUGCCGGCUUCUCAAAUAUGUUGGUAGCUACAGUUUGGAACCCAUUUUCACAUGUAUAUACUCAGCAAGAAGUGAGAGAACUUCUUGGCCGCUUGGAUCUAGGAAAUAGAACAAAGAUGGGACAGAAAGGAUCCUCUGGGUUAUUUCGAGCUGUUUCAGCUUUUGGUGUUGUAGGUUUUGUGAGGUUUCUAGAAGGCUAUUAUAUUGUGUUAAUAACUAAAAGGAGGAAGAUGGCAGAUAUUGGAGGUCAUGCAAUAUAUAAGGUUGAAGAUACAAAUAUGAUCUAUAUACCCAACGAUUCUGUACGAAUUACUCAUCCUGAUGAAGCCCGGUAUCUACGAAUCUUUCAAAAUGUGGACCUAUCUAGCAAUUUUUACUUUAGUUACAGCUAUGAUUUGUCCCACUCACUUCAAUAUAAUCUCACUGUCUUGCGAAUGCCCCUGGAGAUGUUAAAGUCAGAAACAACCCAGACUCGCCAGGAGAGUUUCGACAUCUUUGAAGAUGAAGGAUUAAUUACACAGGGUGGAAGUGGAGUAUUUGGGAUCUCCAGUGAGCCUUAUAUGAAGUAUGUGUGGAACGGUGAACUUCUGGAUAUAAUUAAGAAUACUGUGCAUCGUGACUGGCUGUUGUAUAUUAUUCAUGGGUUCUGUGGACAGUCAAAGCUGUUGAUCUAUGGACGACCAGUCUAUGUCACUCUAAUAGCUAGAAGAUCCAGUAAGUUUGCCGGGACCCGCUUUCUCAAGAGAGGCGCAAACUGUGAGGGCGAUGUUGCAAAUGAAGUGGAGACUGAACAAAUACUCUGUGAUGCUUCUGUGAUGUCUUUUACUGCAGGAAGUUAUUCUUCUUAUGUACAAGUUAGAGGAUCAGUGCCUUUAUACUGGUCUCAGGACAUUUCAACUAUGAUGCCUAAACCACCUAUUACGUUGGAUCAGGCAGAUCCGUUUGCACACGUGGCUGCCCUUCACUUUGACCAGAUGCUUCAAAGGUUUGGCUCCCCCAUCAUCAUCUUGAAUUUAGUGAAGGAACGAGAGAAAAGAAAGCAUGAGAGAAUUCUGAGUGAAGAACUUGUAGCUGCUGUGACGUACCUCAACCAGUUUUUGCCUCCUGAGCACACCAUUAUUUAUAUUCCUUGGGAUAUGGCCAAGUACACCAAGAGCAAGCUGUGUAAUGUUCUUGAUCGACUGAAUGUGAUUGCAGAAAGUGUGGUGAAGAAAACUGGGUUCUUUGUAAACCGCCCUGAUUCUUACUGUAGCAUUUUGCGGCCAGAUGAAAAGUGGAAUGAACUAGGAGGAUGUGUGAUUCCCACUGGUCGCCUGCAGACUGGUGUUCUUCGAACCAACUGUGUGGACUGUUUAGACCGCACCAACACGGCACAGUUUAUGGUGGGAAAAUGUGCUUUGGCUUAUCAGCUGUACUCCUUGGGACUGAUCGACAAGCCUAAUCUACAGUUUGAUACAGAUGCAGUUAGGUUAUUUGAGGAACUCUAUGAAGAUCAUGGGGAUACCCUGUCCCUUCAGUAUGGUGGUUCUCAACUUGUUCACCGUGUCAAAACCUACAGAAAGAUAGCACCAUGGACCCAGCACUCAAAAGACAUCAUGCAGACCCUGUCUAGAUAUUACAGCAAUGCUUUUUCAGAUGCUGAUAGACAAGAUUCCAUUAAUCUCUUCCUGGGAGUUUUUCAUCCCACUGAAGGGAAACCUCAUCUCUGGGAACUCCCAACAGAUUUUUACUUGCAUCAUAAAAAUACGAUGAGACUUUUACCAACAAGAAGAAGUUACACUUACUGGUGGACACCAGAGGUAAUAAAACAUUUACCGCUGCCUUAUGAUGAAGUUAUCUGUGCCGCGAACUUAAAGAAGUUGAUAGUGAAGAAAUUCCACAAAUAUGAAGAAGAGAUUGACAUCCACAACGAGUUCUUUCGGCCAUACGAACUGAGUAGUUUUGAUGAUACCUUUUGCUUGGCUAUGACAAGUUCAGCACGUGACUUUAUGCCUAAGACCGUUGGCAUUGAUCCAAGUCCAUUUACAGUGCGUAAACCAGAUGAAACAGGAAAAUCGGUAUUGGGGAACAAAAGCAAUAGAGAAGAAGCUGUAUUACAGCGGAAAACAGCAGCCAGUGCCCCGCCUCCCCCCAGCGAGGAGGCUGUGUCCAGCAGCUCUGAGGAUGACUCUGGGACCGACCGGGAAGAAGAGGGCUCUGUGUCUCAGCGCUCCACUCCAGUGAAGAUGACCGACACGGGAGACAGUACCAAAGUGACUGAGAAUGUGGUCCAGCCCAUGAAAGAAGUAUAUGGAAUUAACCUCUCAGAUGGUCUCUCAGAAGAAGAUCUCUCCAUUUAUUCAAGAUUUGUUCAGCUGGGUCAGAGUCAACAUAAACAAGACAAGAGCAGCCAGCAACUCUGUUCCAGGUGCCCAGAUGGAGUUAUAAAACUAACACCUAUCUCAGCUUUCUCACAAGACAACAUCUAUGAAGUACAGCCUCCAAGGGUAGACAGAAAAUCUACAGAGAUCUUCCAAGCCCACAUCCAGGCCAGUCAAGGUAUCAUGCAGCCUCUUGGAAAGGAAGAUACUUCCAUGUACCGAGAAUACAUCAGGAACCGCUACCUGUGAAGAGAAAACAGGUCCCCCCAUGAAUUUGCCUACAUUGUAAUCUGUUUUAUCUCCUCUUAAAACAUUAAUUUCCCGGGAGUCCUUUACAUCUGAAAGUUUUUCCUCUUUUUGUAACUGGUGAACUACAAAUUACAGGAAAUAAAGAAAUGCUUAAAUAUUUUGCUGUCAAUGCCUUUGCUUUAUUUUAGAAAUACUUCUAUAAAUGCAGUCAAUAUAGGGACACCUGGGUGUCUCAGUCUAUUGAGCGUCCAACUUGGGCCAGGUCAUGAUCUCACAUUUACGGGUUCAAGCCCCAUAGUCGGCCCUGUGCUGCCAGCUCAGAGCCUGGAGCCUGCUUUGGAUUCUGUGUCUCCCUGUCUCUCUGCCUUCCCCCUGCUUGAGCUCUGUCUCUCUGUCUCUCAAAAAAUAAAAUAAAAAAUGUUAAAAAAUUUUUCUUUAAAUAAUAAAAAAAUUAAAAAAAAAAAAGAAAUGCAGUCAAUAUAGUAUCACACCAUAAUUAAGAAAUUAACAGGUAUUUGUUGAGUAUCUGCUGUGUGCUAGGCACUAUGGUAGAGUCUGGGAGUAUCACAGUAAGGAAAACAGGCCAAAAAACCCAUCUCUCAUGUAAAAUGCGGUCAGAUUAUUUUUCUUUGUAGUUAACAUACUUUUUUAUGUAUUCUGACUUUAUGUUAGCUUUGUGUUUUGAUAAAAAAAAAUUGUAUGUUAACUUUGUGUUUUUUGAAAGCUCUUGUCCUUAGGAACUAAACAGUGAAAUAUUUAUGGAUAAAGGGACAAGAUGUCAACAAAGUGCCCCCCAAUGGUUCAGGAAAAAAGAACAAAUGGAGCAAAAUCUUAACAAUCAGUAAAUCUGGGAAAGAGUAAAUGGCAUUUUUUGAACAAUUCCUGUAAUUUUUCCAUAAAUAUGAAAUGAUAUCCAAAUAAAACAUUAAAAAUGAGUUUCCCUGCAUAACUUUUGUGGUGUGCAGUUGUGUUGCCCAGUGUGACCUUUGGUGUCCAGUCGGGUGACUUGUCACGUGCACAUGGCUUGUUCUCUGUAUAGUUAAACGUAACACGGACAACUUCCUGCAUUU
Panthera uncia (snow leopard) is the source of this 4539-nucleotide messenger RNA. It is a transcript of the gene FIG4, whose product is annotated as FIG4 phosphoinositide 5-phosphatase. Gene Ontology annotation, cellular component: intracellular membrane-bounded organelle. NCBI's taxonomy places the organism in Eukaryota, Metazoa, Chordata, Mammalia, Carnivora, Felidae. The record is from RefSeq and is a predicted model, not a curated record. The transcript has 24 exons. Gene Ontology annotation, biological process: phosphatidylinositol dephosphorylation. The coding region runs from base 758 to 3469 and encodes 903 amino acids. Gene Ontology annotation, molecular function: phosphatidylinositol-3,5-bisphosphate 5-phosphatase activity.